This is a messenger RNA of Hyphopichia burtonii NRRL Y-1933, 2037 nucleotides long. RefSeq lists its product as uncharacterized. Lineage: Eukaryota; Fungi; Ascomycota; Pichiomycetes; Serinales; Debaryomycetaceae. The transcript has a single exon. The record is from RefSeq and is a predicted model, not a curated record. The coding region runs from base 372 to 1883 and encodes 503 amino acids.
CUAACGUUGAUGUUAGUAAAGGUAAAGGGGUUACAAUUGAUCAAACUAGUAUCUAUAUAAGCUAUUUGAUCAAGGUUGGAUUCUUACCAAGUCCUACUGGUAAAGGUAAACAAUUACCAGAAGUUGAAUUAAGUGAAGAAACUUUGAAACUUAUUUCAUCCGGUGCUGGUGGACGUGGAUCAGCCGCCAAAUAAUCUUGUUACAUAGCUUAAAUAGAUCUUAUAAUGAAAAAAAAAAAUAUAGUUAUAAAGUAAAUACGCGUAGAACGGAAAAAAGUUAAAAAAAUGAUUGAGGAUCUUAGAACAUCUGGGGAACAAGGUAUCAACCUUAUUUGAUUUUCUUAUUCAGGGUCCAAUUACAACCAGAGGAAAAUGGAGUCUCCUCGACAAGCUGAAAUAGGACCUGGUUCACCGACGGCAAGCAAUACCCCGAGGAGUCAUAGUCAGAGCAAGAUAUUUACAUUGAAUUCGACCCAACCUCAAUUGCAAACCCAGUAUCAAAUGUCAACGUCAUCUAAUUCCCCAACCAAAGUAGCUAGGAAUAGUCAAAUACUAACAGGAAAUGGCGGGAGUCCAAACUUUGAGAAAAGGCGUAGUGUUAGUAGUGGUAACGGAGCACAAGAGAUUUUCUUGCAAUCACCAGCUACAACGCACGUUUGGAAUCGUCAAGAGGACACUUUGGAGAAAGAGCAUGACCAAGGUAUAGAAGAGGAUGGUUUCUUCAAAAAACAGGAUGGAGGGAGUCAGAUUGUAGAUAAGGAUAUGUUUCAAAAGAGGAGGAAUUCUGGAGUGAAAAUUUCGAAGACAUCAUCCGGUACUAAUUUGAUGAAUAAUGUUAACCAUCAAAGAAGACCGAGUUUGAUUGGAAGAUCAUCAUCGUCGAAUUCAAUAACGAAAUUGAAUCAUGCAUCUCCAAAGACCCCAAAAUUUGGAUUUAAUAAUUCGAGAUUUCAAGAAGUAUCAUCUAAAAACUCACUGAGUGGGAAUUUGAAUCAAAAUAGUGGAAUGUCUAAAGAUCGAAACCGACUUGUUGAGCAAUUCUAUAACAACUCCAUGAAUAAGAAUCCAAUUUUUGAUCUCGCCAAUGGGAGUGGAUAUUAUGACGAUACAUCUAAUCCUGGAACUCCCAAUAAUGAAAAAUGGAAUGAUGAUAAAGAGGAUGCCGAUAACGUAAUGGGGUAUCCGAAUAAGUCAACGAGUCAAUCACCGAAUAAUGAAAGGAACAAUCAGUACGACGAACGAUAUUUUGAGAACAUGGUAACCAAGGGAGGGUUUAAUUACGAUUAUAUGGAUAAACAUAUUAAGAAUGAUGUUGAAUUAACUGACUAUCUCUUGAAUAUCGAUGUGAUUAUUGAGCAGAAACAGCAUCAGCAUCCACAACAACAUUCAAGGGAAGAGCAAGAACUCGGUCCUUUGGUUGAUAUCUUGGACAAGGUUGUUCAAGAUAUGAACGAUCAAUUAAACGGACAAUUAUACCAGAGCAGAGAGCCCCCUUUACAAAUACGAGAUUUAAAUUUACUAAAAGAGUAUUUAAAUAAGAUGAAAGCGGGCAUUAAUGAAUUAUUCGAAUACUUACAGGCCAAUAAAGAAGCCAUCAAACAAAAAUAUCAAGCCAGCAUUAAGGAAAAUGUACAUAAGCUAGAUGAAUUAACGGCAUCGUUAGAAAGCUUAGAAAAUCGAUUAAAUAAAGCCAAAGACUCAAUCAAUUUUAAUAAGUCCACUAUUUCCAAUGAAUUAUUAGAAAAAUUUAAUAUACUUGAAUAUAUUAAUGAUAGAUUUGACGAACACGCAAAGUUAACCAGAAAUCGCCGAUUCAAACAAUUAAAUAUCAGUUUGGCCAUCAUGGUUUUAUUAAUUGGAGUCUAUAUUGGAAUAUUUAGAUAGAUAGGAGACAUUAAGCAUUUUUUUUGACGACUUUUCAAUCUGGUUGAAUUCACAAUGGUUCAUUUCCAAUUCCCACCGGUGAAUCUGUAAAGUGAAAAUGUAAGUACAAAUAACGGCUCAUUAAACAUUAUUGAGUGGAAUUGGGUUGCCAGGU